AUGUCUAUAAGUAAAGAUGCUCUCGUACCUCUCGCCAAGAGAAUGUUCGAUGGUGCUACUCACAAGCUCGAUGUAUGGUCCAUUUUCACACCCGCAAAUGUCCCACCUGAUUGUAUCAACCUCGGUCAGGGAUUCAUGAAUUGGGCUCCUCCCGAUUGGAUCCGUGAAGCCUCUCACGAGUCAAUGGAUACGAAUGCGAUGAGCCAUCAUUAUUCUCAUCCUCGUGGUCGACCGAGACUCAUACAAGCUAUCAGCAAACAUUACUCUCCUCAGUUCGAAAAUCUCGUUAAAGAAGGACGAACGUUGCAAACCGAGGAGAUAGUAGUGACCGCUGGAGCAAACUGCGGCAUGUACGCAGCACUUGUAGCUCAUCUUCAACCUGGGGACGAAGUAAUCCUCAUCGAACCAUAUUUCGAUCAAUACUUCGCUAGCAUUCACUUCCAAGGAGGUGUACCAGUCUUCGUACCUCUUCAUCCCCCUCCAGUCGAGGCCGAGCCAUCAGACGUUGCCAACGGCACUAACGGCCCCAACGGACAUCCAAAACGACAUGUUUAUUCCUCCUCCGAAUGGACAUUGGAUCUUGACGAAUUCCGUGCCGCUUUCACACCCCGAACGAAAUGCGUCAUCAUUAACACACCUCAUAAUCCCGUAGGCAAGGUGUUCAGUCGUGAGGAGCUUGAGGGGAUCGCCAAGAUUUGUGUGGAGAACAAAGUCUUGGUCCUGAGUGACGAAGUGUACGAUGUGAUGGUGUAUGAUGGGUUGGAGCAUGUUCGGAUCGCUUCGUUACCUGGGAUGUGGGAGAGAACUUUGACUGUGUGUUCAGCUGGAAAGGCUUUUGCUUGUACAGGAUGGCGUGUUGGCUGGCUCAUGGGUCCUCCUCCACUCGUAUCCGCCACUCUCGCAGCUCAUUCCCGUAUCGUAUUCUGUACAAACUCCCCUAUGCAAGAAGCCGUCGCCAUCGGACUCGAAGGUGCCAAAGAACAUAAUUUCUUCCCCAAACAAUUAGAAGAAUAUAAAGCUAGGAGACAGGUCAUCACUUCUUAUUUCGAUCAAUUGGGUUUAUCUUAUACUAUGCCAGAAGGAGGAUAUUUCGUUUUGGUAGAUAUGAGUCCUGUCAAAGUACCUGAGGGAUAUCCUAUUCCUCCGACUUGUCAGGGUAGAGGUAAAGAUUUCGAACUUUGUUGGUGGUUAUGUCAAGAGAUCAAGGUGGUGGGGAUUCCACCCAGCGAGUUCUACUGCGAAGAACAUGUGAACAUUGGGGAACGGUUCGCACGGUUCGCUUUUUGCAAAGACUUGGACCUAUUACACCAAGCUGGUAAACGUCUUCUUCGUCUUAAAGAAUUCAUGUGA
Molecule: messenger RNA, 1350 nt
Organism: Tremella mesenterica DSM 1558
Lineage: Eukaryota; Fungi; Basidiomycota; Tremellomycetes; Tremellales; Tremellaceae
Exons: 7
Coding region: 1-1350 (449 amino acids)
Biological process (GO): biosynthetic process
Cellular component (GO): mitochondrion; cytoplasm
Molecular function (GO): L-kynurenine:2-oxoglutarate transaminase activity; pyridoxal phosphate binding
Source: RefSeq, a predicted model, not a curated record